Molecule: messenger RNA, 4449 nt
Organism: Clarias gariepinus (North African catfish)
Lineage: Eukaryota; Metazoa; Chordata; Actinopteri; Siluriformes; Clariidae
Gene: ints2
Product: integrator complex subunit 2
Exons: 27
Coding region: 86-3751 (1221 amino acids)
Biological process (GO): snRNA 3'-end processing
Cellular component (GO): integrator complex
Source: RefSeq, a predicted model, not a curated record
ACAAGACAAAAAGAAGAAGAAGCGGAGGGGGCAUUGCCAAUCGCUGAAGAUUUUGUAGAUUCGUUAGUUCUUUUGAAAAUUGAGAAUGACAGGCAAUACAGGACUGCAGUUUGUGAGCCCUUAUGCCUUUGAGGCCAUUCAGAAGGUGGACGUGAUGCGGCUGGCAGGUCUAAGUGAUCCCGAACUGAGGCUUUUGCUGCCGUGCCUCGUGAGGAUGGCGCUGUGCGCUCCUGCUGAUCAAAGCAAUGCUUGGGCUCAGGACAAGAAGCAGAUCCUGCGCCUACUUGCUGGUGUGGAGGCAGUAAACUCUAUAGUGGCACUGCUUUCUGUGGAUUUCCAUGCUCUGGAACAGGAUGCCAGGAAAGAGCAGCAGCUUAGACAUAAGGCAGGCGGGUCAAACAGUGAGAGUAUUCUAGUCUCUCAGUUACAGCAUGGUCUCGCCUUGGAGUUUGAACACAGUGAUCCUCUUAGGAGACUUAGACUGGUUCUUAGUGAGCUCCUGGCAAUCAUGCACAAGGUAGCUGACCCCACCAGGGAAUUUUUCCUCAUGUCCUCUGAACUGUUUGAAAGUCCAGUGUACCUGGAAGAGGUGGCUGAUGUUCUUUGCAUUCUUCAAGCAGAACUGCCCUCUUUAUUGCCUGUUGUUGAUGUUGCUGAGGCCCUACUGCAUGUACGAAAUGGAGAGUGGUUUCUCUGUCUCCUUGUUGCCAAUGUCCCAGAUAGCUUCAAUGAAGUAUGCCGCGGCCUUAUAAAAAGUGGUGAACGUCAAGAUGAGGAAAGUGUGGGUGGAAGACACAGGACUGAGGCACUAAGGCAGCUGUGUCAGAUGAACCCAACGCAAGCCUUUAACAUCAGAGCAAUGGUGGUGGAAGAGUGUCACCUGCCAGGUUUAGGAGUGGGUUUAACAUUGGAUUAUAAGCCAGGUAGUACGGACAAAGCUGUUAGUCCUUUAGUGUCUUAUGUCAGUGGUCUGCUCCUGGGCACCAACAGCAAAGUGCGCACAUGGUUUGGAAUGUUCAUUCGCAAUGGGCAACAGAGAAAGAGUCAAAGUAGUUCAGUUUUAUGGCAAAUGCGGAGACAACUGCUGUUGGAACUGGUAGCCAUCUUGCCUUGCUCACACAGUACCCUUGUGCCCAGUGAGACAAUGCUCAGUCCUGAAGUGGAGAACGCUGCGCACUCAACCCUGAGAGAGGAGCAUGUGGUGAAAGCCAGUUCCUUACUCAGACUUUACUGCGCUCUUAUGGGCAUCGCUGGUCUCAGACCCACAGAUGAGGAGGCUGAGCAGCUGCUCCAGCUAAUGACCAGCCGCCCCCCUGCUACACCUGCUGGGGUCCGUUUUGUCUCACUGUCGUUUUGCAAAUUACUUGCCUUCCCUACACUUGUAAGUACGCCGGAACAGGAGCAGCUAAUGGUAAUGUGGCUCAGUUGGAUGAUUAAAGAGGAAGAGUACUUUGAAAGUGCUGCUGGUGUUUCUGCUUCUUUUGGAGAGAUGCUAUUGCUUGUUGCUAUGUAUUUCCAUACCAACCAGCUCAGUUCCAUUAUUGAGCUAGUCUGCUCCACUCUAGGAAUGAAGAUUGCCAUCAAGCCCAGUUCUCUAAACAAAAUGAAGACAAUAUUUACCCAUGAGAUCUUCACUGAGCAGGUGGUUACUGCCCAUGCGGUCAGAGUGGCAGUCACCAGUAACCUGAGUGCCAAUAUUACUGGCUUCUUACCCAUUCACUGUAUUCACCAGCUCCUUAAAAGUAGAGCCUUCACCAAGCACAAAGUAUCUAUAAAGGAUUGGAUCUUUAGACAGUUGUGUGAGACCACCACACCUCUUCACACUCAACUCCUUCCUCUCAUUGAUGUUUACAUUACUUCUAUUCUUACACCUGCCUCUAAGGCACAUCCAGAGGCUACCAACCAGCCGAUCACAGAGCAGGAGAUUCUUAAUGUUUUUAAAGGUCGGACAUGGGGAGCUACAGGGAAAGGACAUUUUCAGUAUAGCAUUACCACUCAGCUACUGAUUCUCUAUUACAUUCUGUCUUAUGAAGAGGCUCUACUGGCCAACAGCAAAGCACUUGUCCUGAUGCAGAAGAAGCCAAAGUCCUACUCUGCUACUCUAAUGGACCAGAUCCCUAUUAAAUAUCUCAUCUGUCAGGCUCAGGGAUUGCAUAAGGAAUUGGGGGGACUGCAUUCUGCUUUGUUGCGUCUCCUGGCCACCAACUACCCUCAUCUGUGCAUGGUAGAAGACUGGAUUUGUGAGGAGGAGGUGACUGGUACUGUUCCCCUCAUGCGCAAGAUGUUGCUCAACAGCCCAGCGUGCAAGUACUCGUAUGUCCAGUUGCACAAGGCCUUCCAGAAUAUGAGACAGAGUGGGCACAUACUGCUGCAGAUCCUGGAGUAUUUGACCCUACUGAGUGCCGGGAAUUUAAUCCCCUAUGCAGAAGCAUUGACCACUAAUAUGGGCCUGCUACUGGAGGACAGCGUUUCCCGCAGAGUGUUGCAGACUGUUAACAAGCUCUGGAUGGUACUCAAUACAGUCAUGCCACGCAGGCUCUGGGUGAUGACAGUAAAUGCUUUGCAGCCAUCUGUCAAGCAUCUUAGAAAGCACUGCUACACCCAAAAUGAUCUGCUAGUUGACCCUCUCACUGUAUUGCGAUGUGACCCCAGAGUGUUAAGGUGUCCUCCCCUGAUGGAGAUCAUGUUACACAUUUUGAACGGCUACUUAAAGGCAUCCAAGGCCUACUUAAAUGCCCACCUGAAAGAGACUGCUGAAUUUGAAAGGCAGAAUCAAACUAUCUCAAACCUAGGGAUUGCUGGUCAGCCUGAUACACCAGAGGUCACAAGGGAGGAGUUAAAAAAUGCUCUACUAGCUGCACAGGACAGUGCAGCAGUGCAGAUCUUAUUGGAGAUAUGUCAGCCCUUCUCCCAGGAUGAGCAACAACUGAGCAGAGAAGGUUCAUGUUCCAUGAGAAGUGUUCAUUCUGCUGAGGUUCUUACUGAAAGAGAGAAGAGAAAAGCACAAGAGAGAGAAAAGCACUUCUGCACACCCUGCUGGCCACUGAAGCCCAAGGCUAAAAAGGGAACUGAGGGGGGAUUACUCAGUGACAUCAGGGAAGUACAGUGCCUCAUUUGCUCCCUCCUACAUCAGAUGUUUAUUGCAGAUCCCAACAUCGCCAAACUACUGCACUUCCAGGGUUAUCCUCAGGAUCUGCUACCCCUGACUGUUGCUGGCAUUCCUUCCAUGCACAUCUGUUUAGACUUUAUUCCCGAGCUCUUGGCACAACCUCAGCUUGAGAAACAGAUUUUUGCAAUCCAGCUUCUGUCUCACCUUUGCACACAGUAUGCUCUGCCUAAAUCCCUUACUGUGGCACGCCUGGCUAUCAGUGUGAUGAAUACCCUGCUCACAAUCCUAACACGUACCAAGCGCUUUACUUUCUUCAUGCCCACCUUACCAUGUUUGGUGUCCGUUUGCUGGGCUUUUCCUCCACUCUACGAUGAUGUGGCAUCCUUGCUGGUGCAACUGGGCCAAGUUUGUGCUGCUGAUGUCGCUGCUAAAGCCCGGGACAUAGACCCAUUUAUUGCCAGGCUACAGUAUCUGAGGCAGAGGUCACAGAAUUCACUGGAUCCAUCUGUGGGAUUGUUUAGAGUGGCUGUGUCUGAGAUAUUUGCUGAUGAUCUGUGUGGAGCUGAUCCAGAUGUCCAGCUGUGUUACUGUAUAGAAGCGACCUUCAUGAGCAUCAUUACUACCAGUACCGAAGGAUUGUAAAAGGCUACAGUAUUUGAGGGAAAGGUCACAGAAUUCAUUGGAGCCACAUAUUGGACUGUUCAAAGUGUGUGUGCGCCUACGAGAUUUGCUGAAGAACUGUGUGGAGUUAACAAGGAUGUCCAGCUGUGUUAUUGUAUACAAUGAUCUUCAUGGACAAACCUAGCAGUACCCAAGGAUUCUGGUAAAAAUAAGACAAAGUUAAAAAGACCAAAGAUUUUUCCCUUUUUAAUAUUGCAUGCAAUAUAAUGUUGACAUGUCAAAAACAUCUUGCAGCUACAAAACAUAAAAUCAUAAUUAUUACAAAUAUACAUAUACAGUCUUAAAGGACAUUAGUAAAAAACUAGUUAUAUUAAGGACCAUUUCUUAUUUCAGGACCAUUAGUUAUAUGGUUCUUAAUUUUUUUUUUCUUUUUUAGUACAAUUUUUUAGUACAGUGCAUAUGAGCCAAUUUGUUUGUCUUUUGUACAGGAAUUGCCUUUAUUAGAGCAUAACAAACCACUUCUCUGAAAAGUAGCUUUGCCAUAAAUAGCUACCAUUCACUGAUGGUAUAGUGUUAUUGGUUUGUUUUCUGGACUACAAAUAUAUAUAUUUUUAUGCUUCAUAUUAUUUUCUGCUGCCUUUGAUUUGAAAUGUAAAUAAAACAAUUUAUUUGUGUGAUUGUGAUAAUUUUGAAGCUAAAUAAAUUUUGGAAUUUAAAAA